Paramuricea clavata is the source of this 1065-nucleotide messenger RNA. The record is from the annotation of a GenBank genome assembly. NCBI's taxonomy places the organism in Eukaryota, Metazoa, Cnidaria, Anthozoa, Malacalcyonacea, Plexauridae.
AUGCAUGAUUUGUUGGAAGGAGUUGCUGGUCUGGAAGUUCAUCUAGUUGUUGCAGAUUUAGUCCAAUCUGGUUUCUUUGACCUGGACUUGUUAAAUAGCAGGAUUACUAGCUUUGAUUAUGCUCCUUCGGAUUCGAAAAACAAGCCAUCCCCAAUCACUAAGCAUAAGAUUCAGAAUCCAGAUGGUGCAACAGGGCAAACUGCAUCACAGAUGUGGUGCCUUAUUCGAAAUUUGCCUCUAAUAAUUGGCGACUUAGUUCCAGAAGGCAAUGAACAUUUGGAACUUCUCCUAAUUCUACUUGAGUGUAUGGAUUUUAUCUUCAGCCCAGAAGUUACUGUUGAGGAAUCCUUUUUUCUGAAGCAACUAAUUAAAGAUCACCACAGUUACUUUUUGCACUUGUAUCCAAAUCGUCAUUUGAAGCCAAAACACCAUUUCAUGACCCACUACCCCCACCAGAUCCGUCAACUAGGUCCACUGAUCAACUAUUGGACAAUGCGUUUUGAGGCAAAGCACAGAUUCUUCAAGCGUCUAGGGCAUAUUGUGUGUAAUUAUCGGAACAUUCUUAAAACACUUGCUAACAGGCAGCAAAUGUUUCUAUGUUACAACCUUAUGUGUGGGAAAGAGCUUGUUGACAGAGAUGUGGAAAUAGGGACUGGAUGUUCUACCCUAGUUGUUUCUCUAGAAAGAGCGCAGUUCUUGAGCAGAGCAAUUGGCGUUGAUCUUCUAAGUGAAAUUUUUGUUGCUAAGUGGGUAACUGUGAAUGGGAUCAAAUAUUGCAAAAACACUCUAGUAAUCAGUGCAAAAUCAGAGGAUUCUUUCCCCAUCUUUGAACUAAUUGUCUACAUUCUAUGUAUGGGAACAAAGAUAUCAUUUAUAACUGCCCCCUGGCAGACUGUCAAGUUUGAUCGCCAUACUCACACAUAUGCUGUUCAACCAGCUGUCAAUCCAAUUUGGUCUGUCAUCCCAGUUGAAAACUUAUAUGACCAUCAAGCAUACCAUGCUUCAAAAUCUUAUAAAGAAUGGGAACAUUUAAGUUAUGUUUCCUUACGCUAUAGGAUAAAUUAA